AUGAUCAAGUCCAAGUGGUACGAAGCUUGGGGCGAUCCUAGGGUUCCUAACUAUAAUCUAUUUUCGGCACGAGACAACAAAUUUCACGCCGGAAUGCGGCGAUUGGUGGCCAAUAUGUAUUCCAUGACGGCCAUAAAGUCUUACGAGCCUUACAUAGAGGACUGCAUCUCCACAUUACUGCGACAUUUUGAUGCAAUGGCUGCUCAAGGAGACUCGAUGGACUUACAGUUCUGGAUGCAGUGCUACGCAUUUGAUGUCAUCGGGCAGUUAGCCUAUGGGAAACGCAUUGGUUUCUUGGACUCUGGCGGGACCGAUAUUGACGGCAUCGUGAACAGCUUAGACGUCGGCACGGACUUUUCACUCCUUCUAGGCUUGGACUCUCGGCUACUGCCUUUGCUGGCUGCAAGAUACGGAAACCCAAUUUUCGGCUUACUGAACUGGGUCACAAAGCUCGAAAACCUUCGUAAAAUCUCAACUGAAGAGGUCCAGAAUGCAACGAAUACUGUCGAGGAUUUCUGCACGAAGCUGGAAAAGAGCCGGGAGGAAGAUCCCCUAACUUACAACACUUAUCGUGGUGACAAUGCUAAAGUAGCUAAUGUUACAGUAGGAAGCGACGCCACGAGUAUUCGCUGA
Molecule: messenger RNA, 633 nt
Organism: Rhinocladiella mackenziei CBS 650.93
Lineage: Eukaryota; Fungi; Ascomycota; Eurotiomycetes; Chaetothyriales; Herpotrichiellaceae
Exons: 2
Coding region: 1-633 (210 amino acids)
Molecular function (GO): monooxygenase activity; oxidoreductase activity, acting on paired donors, with incorporation or reduction of molecular oxygen; heme binding
Source: RefSeq, a predicted model, not a curated record